AAUAGUCCAAAUAAUUUCCUAUGACAGCUCUUGUUUUAGGAUCUUCUAUUUCAUCUACACCUAUUCGAACUCCGUACGUUUACUAUGAUCGAAGCCGUAUUGUGUUACCAAACAAUGCCCAGAAUCUAAAUGAGGCAGUUGGCGCACUACCUGUAACUCUUAGCGAUUCAUCCAAAACACGUACAUUUUUUUGUAUUUAUUGCAAGAAACAUUAUGCUAAAUUUCCACAACAUUUAAUGGUUAGCCAUAAAAACGAACCUGCUGUUUCACAGUUUAUGGCAUUACCUCUAGGUUGUCCAGAACGACGACGUUUAAUAGAAACUAUUCGAAGGAACGGAGACUAUAUGCAUAAUACAGAGUCUAUACAUAACAGUGGUAAUUUUUAUGUUGCAAGACGAUCAUAUGGCAACUACAACAGCCUUAAUUAUUUACCGUGUCCAUCUUGUAAAGGUUUUUUUAAAAAGUCGACACUUCGUUUGCAUCAUAAAAAAUGUGGAGGAGAAAAUGUUGGUGGGAAAAAAUCUAUUCAUUUGGGACGAUCUAUAUCUCGUCAGUUACAUGCAAAGGCUUGUUUCACUUUACGUACUCGUAUAUUUCCUAUUUUACGUGACGAUGAGUGUGUCAAUAUUAUUCGCUAUGACUUCCUUGCUAUUACAUUAGCGAAUUAUUGGUGUGCAAUGUAUGCAGAUUCACACUUUGAUGAAAUGAUUCGUGCACGACUGCGCUUAAUUGGACGACUGCUGUUAGCUGUAAAAUCAUUGGGUAACAGUGUAACUGAUUUUUGUUCCAUAAUGAUUCCGACAAAAUAUGAUGUUGUUGUUGCCGCUAUUAAUAAGGUUGCAGGUUUGAAUGAGCAAGGCACCAUUUAUAAAGCUCCUACCACAGCUACAAUGCUUACUACAAUAUGUAAAAAAGCGGCAGACAUUUGGCAGAUUGAAUGCAUUAAAUUGAAUGAUUUCGGAAAGAAAAAGGAUGCAGAAAAUUUUUUACACCUAUUUAAAUAUUCCAGUGCUUAGAAAAUCGACUUGUACAUCAACGUCACAAGAUAGUAUCCGUUCCGUCAACUGAUGAUAUUUCAAAGCUAGUGGCGUACUUGCGCACUAAAAGAAGAGACUAUUAUAGAAAACUAAAAUCUGAACAAGAACAAAUUUCCGUAGACACUUGGAAAAACUUG
Photinus pyralis (common eastern firefly) is the source of this 1174-nucleotide messenger RNA. RefSeq lists its product as uncharacterized. The record is from RefSeq and is a predicted model, not a curated record. The coding region runs from base 21 to 1016 and encodes 331 amino acids. Lineage: Eukaryota; Metazoa; Arthropoda; Insecta; Coleoptera; Lampyridae. The transcript is spliced from 2 exons.